AUGGCUACCGAGAAGAAGGACAAGCUUGAGCCGCAAAUCAAGUCCGUUGAUAUGACGGAUGAUAUGCAGCAAGAAGCUGUUGAAGUCGCGAUUGAGGCGAUGGACAAAUACCACAUUGAAAAGGAUAUCGCUCAGUACAUCAAGAAAGAAUUUGACUCACGCAAAGGAGCAACAUGGCAUUGUGUGGUUGGAAGAAACUUUGGCAGUUUUGUGACGCACGAAACGAAACACUUUAUUUACUUCUACCUGGGACACUGCGCCAUUCUUCUCUUUAAGACCCAAUAA
This is a messenger RNA of Aspergillus tanneri, 285 nucleotides long. RefSeq names its product dynein light chain DYN2 (gene DYN2). The record is from RefSeq and is a predicted model, not a curated record. Bases 1 to 285 code for a protein of 94 amino acids. Lineage: Eukaryota; Fungi; Ascomycota; Eurotiomycetes; Eurotiales; Aspergillaceae. Gene Ontology annotation, biological process: microtubule-based process; cilium assembly. Gene Ontology annotation, molecular function: dynein intermediate chain binding; dynein light intermediate chain binding. Gene Ontology annotation, cellular component: cytoplasmic dynein complex. The transcript has 7 exons.